GUCCUUGAAAACAAAUGCAACGGAGUCCAUCGAUAUCAUCUUGCCAAGCCCUGUGAAAUGAGCGCAGCUUCGUCGAGGUUGCUAUGCCACGCUUGUUCGACGCUAACUUUCUUUCACCGCAUUUUAAUAACAAUAGCAGAUGGAACCUCUGUAAUGAUAUUGUGGAGUGUGGGACCGACAGGGAGUCCAGUUCUCUACUCUACUUUCACCACACGUACCGGUCAAUUUACAGCACGCUGUAUUGUCUAGUGAGGUGUCCGGCACACUAGGUUUUGUGAAGGAGCAUGUUGGUUUUGCUUCUUGGACUUCUCCUUUCGAUCUUUCCCACUCUUUUGUUUGCUGAAGAUUUCUCGAUACCAUCCGCAUGGCGUAAGCCAACCUCGGACCGCACAUUUUCAGAGAGAGCCAACAUAUCUCAGGCCGUCAUUGACAGUAUCGUUCUUCUCUUUAAUGCGUCCACGGGCCAGCUAGAUGUACACACAAUCCGCCAACUUGUUAUGUGCCAUUGCGCUUCACGACUUCAUCGCCGGAAACAAGGCGAACGAAGCUGCUGCCGCCAAUCCUCUCGAGACCGUCUUCCAGCUUCAUCCAGGAUAUUACCAGCCUCCAAAUUGAAUACUGAUCCUCUAAAUUGGGCGCUGGCUGCCAUCUAUGCUUACCGAGCGUAUGGUGAAGCGUAUCUUCUUAAUAUCGCGCAGUCUGUGUGGGACCAGACGAAUGUUUAUGCGAUAACUAAGAGCCAGGCUUUCGAUGGAUUGCAUCCCAUGAAAAAUGUCACAUUUCCUGGAAAAUGCGGAGACUCUUCAGUCGCGGGCGGUGUAUUUUAUAUCGUCGAUAACCUUCAGAAUACUGAUGUUAAUGGUGCCACUGUUGGAGGCUUUAUGGCACUAUCCGCACACCUGUACGAAGCCACUAAGGACGAGAAAUAUGCCACCGCAGCGGAGGCUUCUGCGGAGUUCAUCCGGACAUUCAUGUACAAUGGGACCAUUAUUAUCGACACGAUUACGUUGGCCACGUGUGCCGUCAGUACGCUGCCUGUGACGUACAAUUCUGGGUUUUUCAUCGAAGGUGUGAGUGUUUUGGCGGAUGUCACCCAGAACACCACUUGGAAUCUUUUCCUAAACCAAUUGAUCGCUGAUACUAUCAAGUUUCCUAUUUGGACUGGAUCGGAUGGGAUCCUGAUAGAAAGGGCCGGGGAACCAAAGGACGCUCUGACGAAUAGUUUUGGCAAGGCGCUCAAGGGUAUCUUCAUCCGAGGCUUGUACGAAGCAUGGACUCGAGCACCCAGCAACUCAGAUGUUGCCACCCUUAUCAGGCGUUUUAUAGUUGUUCAGUACAAUGCACUUCUCGAUCUGGCGAGUGCUCCUGGGAGCAAUCUAUACUCCCCCAGAUUGCAUGGGCCUCCCGUUGAUCACCUCUUACCCUGGGGUCAAUUGGCCGCCCUUGAUAUCCUUAACUCAGCAAUGAGCUUUGCACCCAGAUCUCAGGACAAUACCACAAGCAGUUCGCCGCCCCCUUCAACGGAUUCCGACUCACAUAAGAGUGUCAACAAAGGUCUCAUUGUCGGGGUCACCAUUGGUGCUAUUGCGCUAGUAGCUAUCAUUGCUGCGAUCGCCUUCUUCCUAUGGCGGCGCAGAAAGCGUUCGGAGUAUCAAAGCACGUACGGCCGAGCAAUUCUUGACCCUCCGGAACCCUUCGAUGUGUCUCAACCCGUGGAUAUGUCUCAGGUGUUACCACCUACCACAAGUUCAUCGGCACCAAGGAAUCCUUCAUCUGAACCUCUUCUACUACCGACUAUAUCCUCAACAAACACGAUGACACCACCCUCUGAGAAACGCGGUGCUCCAUUUGUUCUCACGUAUACACCUCGGGUUUCGUCGACAAGCCGAGACGAGAAUGCUAGUUCGGACCAAGGAUCUUCGCGACCUUCCGCACCUUCGACUCGUGUGACGGCGGACGACAAUCCUGAUUCAAUCCCGGAACUGGUGCAAAGACUCAAUCGUGCAAUGGCAAACCUUCCUCCUGGAGGUCGUGGAACGAGCGUGACAGAAGAGGAGCCUCCUCAGUACGAGCCUACUAGUUAGCUGACUAUUUUCAUGUUUGCGUGUAUACCAUUACGGGGACAGUUAUUUAUUUUGUAGUUAGUGUCAUCAAAGUUGCAUCCAGUGAAGUCAAACAGUUCGCGCGUCGUACUCUUGCUCACACUCGAAAAUCACCCAGACGUUGAGGCAAGACAACUCCACGCGUGCAUGGCCAUCACCGCUGUACAUUUGUCCGCGGACGUAUAGGUAUCGCACUGUAACGGCUCUCUGCAGUUCCCCAGAAGGCCCCCCCCCAAUCUUGUCAUUCGACA
This is a messenger RNA of Somion occarium, 2353 nucleotides long. Lineage: Eukaryota; Fungi; Basidiomycota; Agaricomycetes; Polyporales; Cerrenaceae. The record is from the annotation of a GenBank genome assembly.